AUGUAUGAAGGUUCUUGUUCUUAUCAAAGCGCUCUGGAUUUAAAAAGAGUCGCAUCCGGUUGUUCGACAACCGUUUCCGCAAUAAAAACAGAAGAUUGUAUGAACGUUGCCGCCGGAUUGGGUACAAACGAUUGGGCGGGUUGCGCUUAUCGAUUCGCAUGUAAUUCAUCGACAUUCGAACAACUUAAACAAUCCGUUGAAAAAGCCAAAGCAGCACUUCAGGAUCGUGGUAAUUAUUUGGCUGCAUCGAGUGCAUUCAGCGAUUUUGCAACUUCGUCUUUCACCGCCACCACCACCACCAACAAUACGAGGACCAAUGAAUCCUCCCUACCGGAUCUCAGAAGAGAAGAUGGCGAUGGAAAACGUUCUCAAACUAAUUCACUUUUGCCUUUGACAACAGGCAAAACCUAUCAUCACUCAUCAUCAGGAUCAGAAACUUUAAGAUCAACUAAAACUGCCGAUUACCUAAGCAGAGCUGGAACAUUUUCAAAUUUUUCCAUGCUUUUUGCUGAUGCUUCUUACAAAGGUUCAUGGAGCACACAUGCCACGUCACAAACUCAAGGACGUUCGUCGGAAAAUCAGGUGUUCUACCUUUGGGGAAAAAAAAGGAAAAAAAUUUGGGUCGAUCGCGCGCAUUCAUUUAAAUUUUUUUUCAUGAUGUGGAUCGUCGAAUACAUUAAACGUUAUCCAUAUCAAGUUUUUGGUCCUACUAGCAGUCGACUAGCAAGUUCUGGUUCCGGACAAAUUCAAUUAUGGCAGUUUCUUUUAGAAUUACUAUCGGAUUCGUCAAAUGCAAAUUGCAUAACGUGGGAGGGUACAAAUGGAGAAUUCAAAUUGACGGAUCCAGAUGAAGUGGCACGAAGAUGGGGAGAAAGGAAAUCAAAGCCGAACAUGAAUUAUGAUAAACUGAGCAGAGCUUUAAGAUAUUACUACGACAAAAACAUAAUGACGAAAGUACACGGUAAAAGAUACGCGUACAAAUUUGAUUUUCAAGGUUUGGCAGCAGCGACGCAACCCACGGCAGCAGAUCCUGCAGCAUAUAAAUACCAAUCGGAUUUUUUCAUGUCUAGUUACCAUCAUUCGACGAAAAUGAAUUUUCUGAGUCCUCACGCUGUCGUUCCGGCAAGCACUGGUAAGUUUUCUUUCCUUUUUUUUUUUAAUUUUCCACGGGUUCGUUUCAAGUGGUUUAAAAGUAAAUAA
Pediculus humanus corporis (human body louse) is the source of this 1200-nucleotide messenger RNA. Its product is annotated as fli1, putative. The coding region runs from base 1 to 1200 and encodes 399 amino acids. The record is from RefSeq and is a predicted model, not a curated record. Gene Ontology annotation, biological process: cell differentiation; regulation of transcription by RNA polymerase II. Gene Ontology annotation, molecular function: DNA-binding transcription factor activity, RNA polymerase II-specific; sequence-specific DNA binding. The transcript is spliced from 8 exons. Gene Ontology annotation, cellular component: nucleus. Lineage: Eukaryota; Metazoa; Arthropoda; Insecta; Psocodea; Pediculidae.